Necator americanus (New World hookworm) is the source of this 1008-nucleotide messenger RNA. RefSeq lists its product as uncharacterized. The record is from RefSeq and is a predicted model, not a curated record. Gene Ontology annotation, biological process: positive regulation of response to oxidative stress. The coding region runs from base 1 to 1008 and encodes 335 amino acids. Gene Ontology annotation, cellular component: membrane. NCBI's taxonomy places the organism in Eukaryota, Metazoa, Nematoda, Chromadorea, Rhabditida, Ancylostomatidae. The transcript has 2 exons. Gene Ontology annotation, molecular function: chondroitin 4-sulfotransferase activity.
AUGUUCUGCUAUUUGAAUAGGAGGCGAAAAUUUGAAGAAGCAGGAAGAAGUAUCAGUACAGAACAUUGGAGCAAUCCAAGUCAUUGUUCGAAUUCAAAAUUAUUAUUAUUAUUAUUAUUAUUAUUAUUAUUAUUAUUAUUAUUAUUAUUAUUAUUAUUAUUAUUAUUAUUAUUAUUAUUAUUAUUAUUAUUAUUAUUAUUAUUAUUAUUAUUAUUAUUAUUAUUAUUAUUAUUAUUAUUAUUAUUAUUAUUAUUAUUAUUAUUAUUAUUAUUAUUAUUAUUAUUAUUAUUAUUAUUAUUAUUAUUAUUAUUAUUAUUAUUAUUAUUAUUAUUAUUAUUAUUAUUAUUAUUAUUAUUAUUAUUAUUAUUAUUAUUAUUAUUAUUAUUAUUAUUAUUAUUAUUAUUAUUAUUAUUAUUAUUAUUAUUAUUAUUAUUAUUAUUAUUAUUAUUAUUAUUAUUAUUAUUAUUAUUAUUAUUAUUAUUAUUAUUAUUAUUAUUAUUAUUAUUAUUAUUAUUAUUAUUAUUAUUAUUAUUAUUAUUAUUAUUAUUAUUAUUAUUAUUAUUAUUAUUAUUAUUAUUAUUAUUAUUAUUAUUAUUAUUAUUAUUAUUAUUAUUAUUAUUAUUAUUAUUAUUAUUAUUAUUAUUAUUAUUAUUAUUAUUAUUAUUAUUAUUAUUAUUAUUAUUAUUAUUAUUAUUAUUAUUAUUAUUAUUAUUAUUAUUAUUAUUAUUAUUAUUAUUAUUAUUAUUAUUAUUAUUAUUAUUAUUAUUAUUAUUAUUAUUAUUAUUAUUAUUAUUAUUAUUAUUAUUAUUAUUAUUAUUAUUAUUAUUAUUAUUAUUAUUAUUAUUAUUAUUAUUAUUAUUAUUAUUAUUAUUAUUAUUAUUAUUAUUAUUAUUAUUAUUAUUAUUAUUAUUAUUAUUAUUAUUAUUAUUAUUAUUAUUAUUAUUAUUAUUAUUAUUAUUAUUAUUAUUAUUAUUAUUAUUAUUAUUAUUAUUAUUAUUAUUAUUAUAA